UCGACUCCAUAUCAGUCGAACAGUUCGAUACGGAGCGUAGAUGCAUGCACAGCAUCUCGCGUUUAAUAGUGAAAUGAAAAAUUUAUAAAAAAUGUUAUUUCAAUAUUUAAUAUUUUUGCUUUUUGUGCUUAUGCAAAAUUACUGCAGUAACGGUUUAAUAGAACCAAUUGUAGAGCAUGCCAAAAGAACUGAUGGUGCUCAAAGACGUUAUCGCCGUGCGGCAGUACCACAACUUAUUGUGCGCAGCCAAGCCGAUGACUUUACGAACGCCGACGAAAUAAUAAUCUUUGRCCACACACUUCAAGGCAGAAUCAUAUCAUCUCAACAACUCUAUGGCCUUCCACAUAAUCAAAAUUAUCAGCAACAUUCCCAAGCUAAUAGUUUGCAAAAGCCACGAGGCAAUCAGCAAGCUCACAAUUCAAGAGAACUGAAUAUGAAUGGACACUACAAUAGCAACAAUAAUUUGUACGAUAAUAACAAUAGUUUCAAUGGGAAAAAUAUGAAGCAUGAAAAAAACAAAAUAUUACAAGAACAUAGUGGCCAAAUUGGCAUUAUGCUUMAUAAUAAUCGCAAUAACGGCAAUUUUAAACAUCAUAACUCUUAUCUAGAGAUUGUUUAUAAUAAUGGAGACACUCACAAGCCCAGUAAUACAGUAUCGAUGUACAGACCAGCAGUAAGAGUGGACGCAAUGCAUAUACCAACAACCACAUCUAUAACGCCGGCUUAUGUUACACAGCCACAAAAUCACGUACUUAAUCCACAAAAUUGUAAACCCAACAACAAUUUACUAACAGAGAUCAUUGAAAAUCCGGUACCAACCACAAUCAAAGCACAAUCAUCAAGCAAAUAUAAUAGAAGUCAAUUUAGAAGAGAUAUUCCCAACAACCCAUUUCUCAAUAAGCACAUGUCUCAAAAUGAGUUUAUGCAAAACCCAUUUUUAGCAAAUUUAAAUAAUCAAUCAACACAAAAUACUAUGGCUCCGACGCCCACUCCUCAGAAUCCAUACAUGUCAAAUCCGUUUCUGCAAAAUACUAAAAUGCCAAAUCUUUCAGGCCAGUCGCAGUCAACACAACAUCCAGCAACACAUCUUAUGCAGCCACAAAUUGAAACUUCUUCGCAGAAUUCCGUUAAUUUAAUGCAUGUUCAAAAGCCUGUGCUUAUCUCAUCGACACCACCAAGCACAGUCACAAAAAUKAGCGCGGAAUUAAGUCGACUUAUUCAAAAUAAAGCAGUCAUAUUUCCAGAUUCGAUAUAUCUCACACAAAGCACUCCGAGCUCACAGCACAUGCUAGACAUCAGACGUUAGUUAUACGUUAUAAGUAUAAGAAAUAAAGACAUUAUCAAAAAUUUUAUACUUAAAUAUAAUACUCAAUA
Molecule: messenger RNA, 1374 nt
Organism: Bactrocera latifrons
Lineage: Eukaryota; Metazoa; Arthropoda; Insecta; Diptera; Tephritidae
Product: GATA zinc finger domain-containing protein 14-like
Exons: 2
Coding region: 92-1306 (404 amino acids)
Source: RefSeq, a predicted model, not a curated record